Molecule: messenger RNA, 749 nt
Organism: Zea mays
Lineage: Eukaryota; Viridiplantae; Streptophyta; Magnoliopsida; Poales; Poaceae
Exons: 1
Coding region: 14-379 (121 amino acids)
Source: RefSeq, marked validated
ACUUUGUUCAUCCAUGGGCAUAAAUUCACAUUUAAGCACUUGUGUUGGCACUCAAUCACCAAAAUACUUAGAAAUGGCCCAAAGGCACAUUUCCCUUUCAGUUGGGCCCGCCGCGCGACCGCGCCGGGGCUCUCGCUGGCUCCCGCCGUUGCGAGACGGGCGGCCUCCGCGUCGGGAGGAGGCCACGGGCGCGUCGUCGUUCGCUCAACCGACGGCGGCUGUCUGUGGUUCCGCGACGAGGGCGCCCAUGGUGAAAGUCGCGGCAAGCGGCUCUACUGCCACUCCACUCUGCGGCGGUGCCAGCGUUGAUGACCACCUCUCGGCCUACUGCUACUUCUUCUCUCGGCCUACUGCUACUUCUUCUCCAGCAUGGGUCUAGUCCAUGUCGCGAUACGGGGUUUGGAUAUUUUUGGGCUAGGUUCCUUCCCAACUCUGCAGUGUAGCCUCUCCGCAGCGUGGUCUAGCUACGCUCCUUUCCCUUGGUUCUGAUGGCGUGGCUGGCUGUUGCCCUUUGAAGGUUGUUCAGCAUGGGUCUGGUGAAUGAAGGCAUCGACAUGGAGGAGGGAAACCCGGAGAUCGGCAUAGCAAUUCUUUUGCAUGACAGUUAGUUUUAUUUUAUUAAUCUGUGCUAGAUCUUCAAAUACACACAAUCCAAUCUUGAAUAUUUGGUUAAAUAAGUAUGCUGCUUGUACCAUAAACUGUGUGCGACGCAAAUUUCAGUAAGUGCAUUUUGCUGAUGUAUUGUGGUA